Miscanthus lutarioriparius is the source of this 681-nucleotide messenger RNA. The record is from the annotation of a GenBank genome assembly. Lineage: Eukaryota; Viridiplantae; Streptophyta; Magnoliopsida; Poales; Poaceae.
AUGGCGACCGCUUUCGCCAUCCACUAUGGCGUGCUCGUCGCUGUCGAUGUGUUGCAGAACAGCGGGCACGCGGGAACAUGCCACAUGUCCGAUUUAGCUUCGCUGCGACUGCAAGAUUGCCUGAGGCAAAAUGAAACAACAAAAGGGGUCUUCUACAUCAUAACCAACGAGCAAAUUAUUGUUGCAGACAUGAGGAAAAUGUUGGCAAAAAAAUUCAGCAUAAAGAAUGACAGAUGCUGCAUAGGAGAAAAUUCACUUUUGCUAAAUUGUGCCAUCGUGGGAAAGCAGGAGAUGUGCACCAGCUGUGGUGGAUGGUCAAUUCGUACCUCUGAUACAGUUUUGUUGGGUGCAAAGAAAUCCUUGUAUGGUCUCGAGGAGAGGAUUGCUAGCCUUUGGGUUGCUGUUCCUGAGAAGAGGGCAGAGGCGGAGAGGAUGAAAAGGGAUGAAAAGGCAGUUACUAACAUUUCACUCCAAUACAUGCUAUUUCUCAAAUUUGCAUUAGCGGAUGAGUCAGUGCGGAUAGAGAGCUUCUUGCCGAAUGCUAUGAACAACAGCACAGAGUACACAGCUAAUCAAGCCCUUGACUGCCCAGGAUAUUAUGGCAGUGACAUGGACAGCAAGGCUACAAGCUGCAAUCCUCUCUUUGAACCAGCAGGUGAUGGCUCCUCUGUUGUGAUGUAA